Molecule: messenger RNA, 1137 nt
Organism: Sphaeramia orbicularis (orbiculate cardinalfish)
Lineage: Eukaryota; Metazoa; Chordata; Actinopteri; Kurtiformes; Apogonidae
Gene: il12bb
Product: interleukin 12B, b
Exons: 9
Coding region: 100-1059 (319 amino acids)
Molecular function (GO): protein binding
Source: RefSeq, a predicted model, not a curated record
UUAACACAGACAAACUGAACACAGACCCAGCGUGGUAAACUCACCUUUUGUUUUAGAGCUCAUCUUUCAUCACUUGUGAAUUCGAGAACAGCUUUCAAGAUGCAUGUAUUUGUCUUUCUGAUACUGUGUGCUGCCCAGUGCUAUGUUCGCUCUGAAAGCCACACAGAAAAUAUAGAAACUCUGAUGGAUAAUGUUGUAGUUCUGAAGGUGCAUUAUGGUGUGCCGAGCCGGGUGUACGUCCCUCUGACCUGUGGAGAAGAUAAUCAAAUCCAGCCUGUGUUUUGGAAAAGAAAUGGUGAAGAGCUCAGUCCACGUUUGGAGGGAAACCAGGUUUCAGUUCUGGUAGAGGAAAUGAAUGGAGGAAACUACAGCUGUCACCUCAGCUCAAAUGGACAGUAUGUCAACCACACUGUGAUCAUGGUUCAACUAGAAGAAAACAGGACUGUCAUCCUGGAAGAAAAAUCCACUGAAGACGGUUACAUCCACUGUUCAGCACUGAACUACAGUGGCCCCUUUCACUGCAGCUGGACAAGGAGAAGAACCCGCGCCAACGCUGCCGUGCUCCUCAUAAAAGCACAUCGUAAUUCUGUAGUAAUACCCUGUGAGCUGAAUGCUGAUGGAUCAGGAGUUCAGUGCCAGAACAAUAACUGUCCAACUGAAGAGGAACAACAUCGCAUCUCCCUCACAGUUUACCUAUACAGCCACUCCCGGCUGGAGAAAUACGAAAAGACUUUUUACCUGAGAGAAAUUGUGAGGCCAGGAAGGCUCCCCAACCUACAUCUUACUGAAGGGAGGGCAUUCAGCUGGAGCUACCCUGAGACCUGGCAGGAGCCCUGCAGCUUCUUUGGCCUGCAGUUCCAGGUCAAGGUGGUUCACCAUGGUCAACCCUGUAACUCUGAGGAGCACAUAGUGCAAAAUAUCAUACAAGAAAAUACAUAUGAGGUCGGUGUCAAAACCAAGAAGUAUGUUUUCUGUGUGAGGGCUCAGGACAAGCACACCGGAGGUCCAUGGGGCCACUGGAACCAUUGCACUGUGAAUAAAGGAAUCGUCUCCUGCUAGCUUCACUGACUAGACAACAGCCAUAAAAAAAUGAAGACUGACAAAACCCCACAAUUUUAAAAUUUUUGUUUGGUUUUU